Messenger RNA from Phalaenopsis equestris, 1684 nucleotides. RefSeq names its product basic 7S globulin-like. The coding region runs from base 1 to 1533 and encodes 510 amino acids. Gene Ontology annotation, biological process: proteolysis. The record is from RefSeq and is a predicted model, not a curated record. Lineage: Eukaryota; Viridiplantae; Streptophyta; Magnoliopsida; Asparagales; Orchidaceae. Gene Ontology annotation, molecular function: aspartic-type endopeptidase activity. The transcript has 2 exons.
AUGGCAUCUGUAAUUCGCUCUCAUAACUCCAUCAUCUCCUCAACACUUUCCCCUUCCUGGGUACAAGUCUUUGAAAAAUCACUUUCAACUUGUGAUAUUGAUUGCCCUAGGCAAUAUGCAUAUGCUUCAGUAGGGACAUCUUGCGGCAAAUCGGCCUUUUUUUAUGCAUUCAACGUGCCUGCUGAAACCCUUCCCAUCCUCCUGAUCCAAAAAUGGCAACUUGGGUCUGCCACUCCCUCCCAAUCCAUCUCCUUUCUCCUCUCUCUGCUCCCCUUCCUCCUCUCCUCCCCUUCCUCCACAGCCAGCCCCCACGCCCUCAUCGCCCCCCUCUCCAAAGACCCCAACACCCUUCAAUACCUCACCCGCAUCAACCAGCGCACUCCUUCCCUUCCCCUCAACCUCGCCGUCGACCUCGGCGGCCGUCAUCUCUGGAUCAACUGCGACGCCAUCUACUUCUCAUCCACUUACCGCCCAGUCCCCUGCCACUCCGCCCUCUGCUCCCUCGCCGUCUCAGACAGCUGCGGCGACUGCUUCUCCUCCCCACGUCCCGGCUGCCACAACAACACCUGCCGCGUUUACCCCGAAAACCCCUUCACCCACUACAACGGCGUCGGCGAUCUGGGCCUUGACGCUCUCUCCUUCCCUUCCACCGACGGCUUCACUCCCUCCUCCCCUGUCACCGACCCAUCCUUCCUCUUCUCCUGCGCACCCGCUUUACUCACCCGCGGCCUCGCUGCCGGCACAGUCGGCAUCGCCGGCCUCGGCCGUACCCGCAUGGCCUUACCAUCUCAACUCGCCGCCAAAUUCAGUUUCCGCCGCCGCUUCGCACUCUGCCUCCCCUCCAACCCCCGCGUCACCGGAGCCCUUUUCUUCGGCCCCGGCCCCUACAACUUCCUUCCUGGCAUCGACGGCUCUCAAUCCCUCCUCUACACUCCACUCCUCACCAACCCCAUCAGCACUGCCGGAACCUACACCAACGGAGAACCUUCCUACGAGUAUUUCGUCGGCGUCACCGCCAUCAAAGUCGGAGGAACCGCGGUGGCAUUAAACAAGACACUGCUGACCAUCGACAAAAAUACGGGGUACGGAGGAACCAAAAUAAGUACAUCAGUACCGUACACCACGCUGGAGACGAGCAUAUACAAGUCGCUUACGGAUGCGUUUUCGGCCGCCCUGGCGAACGUGACGAGGGUGGCGGCGGUGGCUCCGUUCGAGCUGUGCUAUGAUGGGAAGGAGUUGGGGAGCACGAGGGUGGGGCCGGGGGUGCCGGCAGUGGAACUGGUUCUGCAGAAUGAGAAUGUGUUCUGGAUCAUAUAUGGGGGGAACUCCAUGGUUGAGGUGAAGAGCGGGGUGUUCUGUUUUGGGUUUGUGGACGGAGGGAGGACGGCGAGGACAUCGAUAGUGAUUGGGGGGUAUCAGUUGGAGGAUAAUUUGGUGGAGUUUGAUUUGGCAUAUUCCAGGGUUGGAUUCAGCUCGACGCUGCUGUUCCGGCGAACCACCUGCGGUAAUUUCAACUUUACGUCCAGCCCAUGAUGAUUGAUGACCGUUUGGAUUGGUUUGAUUUUUCAUGUUUUUCUAUGAACGAAUAAGAAUGAGGGGUGAUUGCGACAGACUUCAUUGUUUAUCAAGAUGUUGUUUAUGAAGAUGUUGGUGUCAUCUUAUAUGAAAUGAUACAAUAAAUUAA